Molecule: messenger RNA, 2256 nt
Organism: Arabidopsis lyrata subsp. lyrata
Lineage: Eukaryota; Viridiplantae; Streptophyta; Magnoliopsida; Brassicales; Brassicaceae
Product: scarecrow-like protein 6
Exons: 1
Coding region: 359-2032 (557 amino acids)
Biological process (GO): regulation of DNA-templated transcription
Cellular component (GO): nucleus
Molecular function (GO): DNA-binding transcription factor activity; sequence-specific DNA binding
Source: RefSeq, a predicted model, not a curated record
AAAUAUAUCAUAACAUUUGUAUUUUUGUUUACCAUCAUGUUACUGGAAGGAGUUUGCAAGACACGCGCGUGGUAUGCGAGUGGGGUUGUAAUAGAAGACGUAGUUAAGAUUUAGAAAGCAAAGAUUAAACAUGUUGUGUAAGAGAAGCUGAUUAAUUGUUAAUUAGUUUAGGGGAGCUGCAAAAUAAUAGGAAACGGAAAUAAGAGAGAAAAAGAAAGGAGGAAGCCCACUUUGCCACUUUAAUAUCUUGCACGCAUCCAAUAUACCACACCACACCACACCACAACAACAACAAAGAAGAAGAAGAGCUCCAAGAAGACAAAUACACGAUUUUUGAUCGGUGUACAUAAAGUCUGCAAUGCCCUUACCCUUUGAAGCGUUUCAAGGGAAGGGGAUUUCUUGUUUCUCUUCUUUCUCGUCUUCCUUCCCCCAACCACUGUCUCCGCUUUUGAGCCGCCGCAAAGUAAGAGGCGGCGAAGAAGAAGAGGAAGAAGAAGUUCCCGCGGCGGAGCCUACCUCUGUUCUGGACGUCCUCAUAAGCCCAACCUCCUCCUCCACGGUGUCUUCCUCUCACGGCGGAAACAGCGCCGUCGGAGGCGGCGGCGACGCCACCACCGAUGAGCAAUGCGGAACCAUUGGGUUGGGUGAUUGGGAGCAAGUUCCUCAUGACCACGAACAGAGCAUUCUCAGACUCAUCAUGGGAGAGUCCACAGAUCCCUCUCUUGAACUCAACAGCAUUCUCCAAACCUCUCCCACCUUUCACGACUCUGACUACUCAUCACCCGGUUUCGGAGUCGUCGAUACCGGCUUCGGUUUAGACCACCACUCAGUUCCGCCGUCGCAUGUCCCCGGCCUUCUGAUCAGCCAAAGUCAAACUCACUACACACAGAAUCCUGCGGCCAUCUUCUACGGCCACCACCACCAUACACCUCCGCCGGCAAAGAGGCUCAACCCUGGUCCCGUGGGGAUAGCAGAGCAGCUGGUUAAGGCAGCAGAGGUCAUAGAGAGCGACACGUGUCUAGCUCAGGGGAUAUUGGCGCGGCUCAAUCAACAGCUCUCUUCUCCCGUCGGGAAGCCAUUAGAAAGAGCAGCUUUUUACUUCAAAGAAGCUCUCAACAAUCUCCUCCACAACGUCUCCCAAACCCUAAACCCUUAUUCCCUCAUCUUCAAGAUCGCUGCUUACAAAUCCUUCUCAGAGAUCUCUCCCGUUCUCCAGUUCGCUAACUUCACCUCCAACCAAGCCCUCUUAGAGUCCUUCCAUGGCUUCCAUCGUCUCCACAUCGUCGACUUCGACAUCGGCUACGGUGGCCAAUGGGCCUCUCUCAUGCAGGAGCUCGUUCUCCGCGACAACGCCGCUCCUCUCUCCCUCAAGAUCACCGUUCUCGCUUCUCCGGCGAACCACGACCAGCUUGAACUUGGCUUCACUCAAGACAAUCUCAAGCACUUCGCCUCUGAGAUCAACAUCUCCCUUGACAUCCAAGUUCUUAGCUUAGACCUCCUCGGCUCCAUCUCGUGGCCUAACUCGUCGGAGAAAGAAGCUGUCGCCGUUAACAUCUCCGCCGCGUCCUUCUCGCACCUCCCUUUGGUCCUCCGUUUCGUGAAGCAUCUAUCUCCGACGAUCAUCGUCUGCUCCGACAGAGGAUGCGAGAGGACGGAUCUUCCCUUCCCGCAACAGGUCGCACACUCGCUGCACUCACACGCCGCUCUCCUCGAAUCCCUCGACGCCGUCAACGCCAACCUCGACGCAAUGCAGAAGAUCGAGAGGUUUCUGAUACAGCCGGAGAUAGAGAAGCUGGUGUUGGAUCGUAGCCGUUCGAUCGAGAGACCGAUGAUGACGUGGCAAACGAUGUUUCUGCAGAUGGGGUUCUUACCGGUGACGCACAGUAACUUCACGGAGUCUCAGGCGGAGUGUUUGGUUCAACGGACGCCGGUGAGAGGCUUUCACGUCGAGAAGAAACAUAACUCUCUUAUCCUCUGUUGGCAAAGGACAGAACUCGUCGGAGUUUCCGCAUGGAGAUGUCGCUCCUCCUGACUCCGCCGGAGAUUCAAUUAUUAAAAAUUUCUUUUACAUAACUCAAUUAUCUAAAUGACAUAUUUUUAGUUUCCGAUUUUAAUUAUUUUGCUCAGUGCGAUGGAUUUUAAUUUUAAGUUUCACACCAAUUUAUAAAUUUUGUGAAAUUAGUAAUUAAUUGUCUGAUUAUCAAACAAUUAUAGUAUAACACAUUCAAUUUCAUUGUGGGGAUUAUUUUUGGUCGA